GGGCCACUGUCCCUGAUGUUUUAUUAUCUUUUAACAGUGCAAGCACUGCUGGAAGCAAAUGUGAAUCCAGACUCCACUAAUGAGGAUGGACUAACAGCUUUACAUCAGUGUUGUAUUGAUGAUUCUGAGGAAAUGAAGCUGCUUGUCCACCAUGGGGCUAAUGUUAAUGCACAAGACUCAGAGAAGUGGACACCACUCCAUGCAGCAGCCACCUGUGGACAUCUUCACUUGCCAAGUUCCUCAUUGCAAAGUAAGGGUGCAAAUCUUCUGGCUGUAAAUGCUGAUGGUAAUAUGCCAUAUGAUAUAUGUGAAGACGAUGCAACACUCGAUUACAUAGAAAGUGAGAUGGCUCGACGUGGUGUUACCCAGCGACUCAUUGAUGAGACUCGUUCAGCUACAGAAUCUCAGAUGCUAAAUGAUUUAAAGGAAAUGAAGGCUAGGGGUGAAAGCUUGAUGUACCGUGAUCACCAGGGCGCUACACCUCUUCACAUAGCGGCUGCCAAUGGCUACGUCAGAGUGGUGGAAUACCUGCUGAGUCAGAAUGUACCCACAGAAGUAAGGGACCAUGAUGAUUGGUCUCCUCUUCAUGCAGCAGCUUGUUGGGGACAUGUAAGUGCUCUUUGA
Penaeus monodon (black tiger shrimp) is the source of this 624-nucleotide messenger RNA. Its product is annotated as protein phosphatase 1 regulatory inhibitor subunit 16B-like. The record is from RefSeq and is a predicted model, not a curated record. Gene Ontology annotation, molecular function: enzyme inhibitor activity; phosphatase regulator activity; protein binding. Lineage: Eukaryota; Metazoa; Arthropoda; Malacostraca; Decapoda; Penaeidae. Gene Ontology annotation, cellular component: cytoplasm.